Messenger RNA from Penicillium pulvis, 825 nucleotides. RefSeq names its product O-methyltransferase. Gene Ontology annotation, molecular function: O-methyltransferase activity. The transcript has 3 exons. Lineage: Eukaryota; Fungi; Ascomycota; Eurotiomycetes; Eurotiales; Aspergillaceae. The coding region runs from base 1 to 825 and encodes 274 amino acids. The record is from RefSeq and is a predicted model, not a curated record.
AUGGCUAAGCGCUCAGAAUACACGCGCGAAGAGGGCAGCGAAGUGAAACUUCUUCACUAUGUCUUCGGACAACCCGAUAUCGACCAGAUCCGCGGUCAUCCCGAUAAAGUCCUCAAUCUCAUUGAAGAGUUCGGCCAGAAAUAUUGGUUCGCCAAUGUCGGCCGGCCUAAAGGCGAUAUCGUCGUCAGCCUCAUCGAAGAACUUCGACCGCGAAAGAUGAUUGAACUUGGCGGCUACGUGGGCUAUUCUGCCAUCCUCUUCGGGAACGCCGUGCGUCGUCACGGAGGACAGCAAUACAUCAGCCUCGAACUGAAUCCUGAGUUUGCUGCGGUGGCUAAUAUUCUCAUUGAGCUGGCCGGCCUGCGGGACUUUGUGCACACUAUCAUUGGUCGUAGUGAUGAGUCGCUGAAAAGGCUCUACACGAGUGGAGAAGUCGAGCACGUGAACCUCAUGUUCAUCGAUCACUAUAAGCCUGCUUAUACCACCGAUGUGCAGCUGUGUGAAGAAUUAGGCAUGAUUCGGCCAGGCUCCGUCCUCGUUGCUGAUAACGUGGUCUUUCCUGGGAACCCGCCCUAUUUAAAGUAUGUACGAAGUACUGUAGAAGAAAAACGAGAAUUGGCACGAUCUAUGGCAUCAAGGAAAACUUUCAACACGGAUGGGUUUUCAGAGCGGACGAUCUCCAAAUAUUUGGGCGCGGAAUCUGCACCCAAGUUCGAUGUCAUUGGAAACCCCAACUUGGUGUACCACAGUGUUCUGAAACAACCUGAAGGAGACGCGGACGCCCUUGAGAUCACCAAGUGUGUGAGAAUUGAGGAAAUUGCUUGA